This is a messenger RNA of Papilio polytes (common Mormon), 1341 nucleotides long. Its product is annotated as sodium channel protein Nach-like. Gene Ontology annotation, molecular function: ligand-gated sodium channel activity. Gene Ontology annotation, cellular component: membrane. Gene Ontology annotation, biological process: sodium ion transmembrane transport. The transcript has 11 exons. Lineage: Eukaryota; Metazoa; Arthropoda; Insecta; Lepidoptera; Papilionidae. Bases 1 to 1341 code for a protein of 446 amino acids. The record is from RefSeq and is a predicted model, not a curated record.
AUGAUUUGGAACAAAUUCAUCAUAGAUCCUACUUUCACUGUUGUAGAGACAACUCACUAUCCCACGAGCAAGAUCCCCUUCCCUGCGGUCAUCGUUUGCGAUACGGAAAUGGUGUACGGACCUAACACAAACAGUGUCAAAAAAAUAUUGGUUCUACGAGGAUUUCAAAACGAUCAAAUUGAUGAUUUCUUCCGGAGUCUAAUGGACAUAAAACUAACAGAAUACGAAAUACAACCUCAUGUAAACAAAAUGCACUCAAUUCUGGAAAGUCUUGGUUAUACGUAUCUUGAUCUAUUAGAUAUGUUUAAGAAACCGUGUGAAGUAUUGAUAGAGAAAUGUAUUUGGAGAUCGAAGCUGGUCAAUUGUACGGAAAUGUUUCGUAUAGUGCUCACGUAUGUUGGAUAUUGUUGCAAAUUUGAUCUGACUUAUUUUAGUUUGCACGCUGAAGAAGGAACCAACUUUGCAGCUGGUACGGAGAUAACUGAAGCCUUAGAUAUAACAUUGAAUACAGAUAAAUACGAUAGCAACGGAAAUAAAAGCGAUGGUUACGCAUCGUUGUAUGUCCUCGACAAGGACGACAAUAUAACAAUUUUAGACAACUCUAUAAUAAUUACCACAGGGGCGUAUUUCGAUGCCACCAUCACUGUUUGGAUAAUGGAUUCAUCCGCAGAUGUUAAGGCACUCUCCCUUUCUAAUAGAAAGUGUUUUCUAGACACGGAUUCAAAAACUGGAGCUACUUCCUAUCAAAACUGUAUGAUGAAUUUAGUCAUGAAGAGAAUUGUCGAAUAUUGUCAAUGUAUACCAUUCGACUUUGAUGGUAGUGUAUUAUCUGUUGACAAUUUCCCUGCUUGCUCCUGGGGUCGUCUUACCUGCGUUUACGAUUCCUUGGAAUUUGUGCAAGGCAAUAUACGUGAAGUCGUUUCUCGUAACGAUUGUCAUCAGAACUGCGAUUACAUCGAGUAUGAGACAGAAGUCGAAUAUUUAAAACGGGACCGAACAAUUAGGAUUCCACGAACAAACAGUCGCGUUACCGUUCACUUCGAAGACAACAGUUGUAUGAAGUACAGACGAGAGGUUCUCUACACGUGGGACCAGAUGUUGGCUAAUCUAGGCGGCGUGUUCGGACUCUGUCUCGGAGGGUCAAUAAUAAGCAUUAUAGAGAUUGUGUGGUUUAUCCUGGAUCUCGUCUGCACGUGCUGCGGUAAUUAUAAAACUGACAGAGUCACCCCGAAGAGUCGUGGCAUGGUUAAAGAAGUCUUUACAAUAUCCAACAAAGAAAACAACGGCAAACAACUCAACAGAAAAGAAAAUAUCACUCCGAGAUUUAAGUUUACACACUGA